AUGGGUGAUUGGUCAUUACUUGGCCGUCUCCUAAAUGAAGUUCAGAAUCAUUCCACAGUAGUUGGGAAGAUCUGGUUGACAGUGUUGCUGAUUUUUCGUAUUUUGCUGGUCACACUAGUGGGUGAUGCAGUAUAUGGUGAUGAGCAAUCGAAGUUCACCUGUAACACCCGUCAGCCAGGCUGUAAUAAUGUUUGUUAUGACACUUUUGCCCCUAUUUCUCAUCUGAGGUUCUGGAUUUUCCAAAUUGUUCUGGUCUCAACACCAUCCAUUUUCUAUAUUGUGUAUGUCCUGCAUAAAAUAGCAAAAGAUGAAAAAUAUGAAAUGGAAAAAAUGCAUACACUGGAAUUAUCCAACAAUCCUAUGACUAGUGGACACCUUCCAAAAGAUGAAAGCUUGACUCUAAGAUCUUUUGUUGGCGACUCUCAGGAAAUUAAAUGUUAUCAAAGGGAUGGAGAUGAUGAAAUAGAGCACAUUAAAAGCAGAAAGAACAAUGAUCCAAUCUAUCUAUCGAAUAAGGUUUUAACUGUAUAUAUUAUACAUGUAAUGCUGAGAGCAGUUGUGGAAAUAAUAUUUUUGCUGGGACAGUACUACCUGUAUGGAUUUAAUGUUCCAUGUCUGUUUGUGUGUUGGACCUAUCCAUGUCCAACCAAAACAGACUGCUUCAUAUCCAGAGCCACAGAAAAGACCAUCUUUUUGAACUUUAUGUUUUGUGUUAGUCUUGCAUGCUUUUUGCUGAACAUCGUUGAGCUCCAUUAUUUGGGAUGGAUUUAUAUUGCACGUGUGUUAUGUACUACUUGCUCACCCUGUUGCAAGGAGGAGAAACAAAAGGAAGCAGUAAAUCAGUCUUCACAACAAAAACCUCUUAAAUUAGCACUAAAAACUUCAUUCUACAACAACCUAACACUGAAAUCGUCAGUAGGAUUGUUGAAACAGGGAUCAGAUAAUCUUCCAAGUCAAGCAGCAAUUUCAUUGGAUUCUGAAUCAGUAGAAAGCACAACAUAUCAGGAUGAAAAGGAAUGUGGCAAGCUGCAACAUGGAAAUCUAAACAUGCCUGGAACAAGCAAGAAAGCUUGGCUUUAA
Molecule: messenger RNA, 1080 nt
Organism: Hemiscyllium ocellatum (epaulette shark)
Lineage: Eukaryota; Metazoa; Chordata; Chondrichthyes; Orectolobiformes; Hemiscylliidae
Product: gap junction Cx32.7 protein
Exons: 1
Coding region: 1-1080 (359 amino acids)
Biological process (GO): cell communication
Cellular component (GO): connexin complex
Source: RefSeq, a predicted model, not a curated record